Knipowitschia caucasica is the source of this 369-nucleotide messenger RNA. NCBI's taxonomy places the organism in Eukaryota, Metazoa, Chordata, Actinopteri, Gobiiformes, Gobiidae. The record is from the annotation of a GenBank genome assembly.
AUGAGGAGGGGGGUUGUGGGUUGGUUAUGUGUUUGGGGUGUUGUGGGGGUGGGUUUAUGUGUUGGUGAUGUGGGUGUGGGGGGGGGGGGUUUAGUUUGGGGGGUUGAGAGGUGGGGUUGUUGGGUGGUGGAUGUGUUGGGGGUUGUGUGGGUUUUGGGGGUGUGGGUGAUGGGUGAUGGUGGGGGUGGGGAUUUGUUUUGGGUUUGGGGUUUAGGGGGGUGGUGGUUGUGGGUUUUUGUUGUGGUUGGGGGGGGUUGGUGGUGGGGGGGGGUGGGGGGGUUUGGGAGGGGGGUGUGUGGGUGUGUGGGAGGGUGGGGUAGGUGGGUGGGGGGGGGGGUGGGGGGUUGGGGGGGGUAUUGGGUGGUGUAG